AUGGCAACAACAACAACACCAUCUGUUGCUCAACCAGGUAGUGCAUUAAAGAAGAAUUUCAACUCAUUACUAACCAAACCAAGACCACCAUUGAGACCAGCAAACAUUAAUAUACCAUCACCAUUGCAUAAACGAGCUAAAUUGAAUCUGGGAGAUCCUUCACCACGUAAACUUACAACUACAAAUCAAUCUCCAUUAGGAAAAAAAUCAACAACUGUUGCAAAUUUAAAGUCACCUUCCAAAGUAGCUACUACAACAACAACAAUUGAAACUACUACAGCUAUUACUAAAGCUGAAAAGGUAGAGACCCAAUCUGCUUCAACAAUUGCUCCCUCUGCUAAUGAUGAAAUAUCAACAACGUCAACAUUUCUGCCAGUCAAUUAUGAAUUGCAAGAGGUCAGUGAAGAACAAUCAGAACAAGCAAAUCAAGAGAUUAUUGAUCUAACGAAGCUAGAGGAAGAUAGUACUGAACAAAUCUCACAUGAAAAUAAAGAAUUGCAAAAUUCGACUAAAAUAAACACGGUCCCAACUUUGCAACCAACAACAGAGAAGCAUUUGCAUAAUCAAUUGAAUAAAUUACCAAAUCGAUUCAAUCAUAAAGAAACAGAAACCACAGUUUCUGUCAAAACCCAAAUACACAUAGACAGAGAUAUUUCUAUUUCUACCAAGAAAGUUGAAAGACAGACUCAACCAAAAAAACAAAAGGAUGUUGUAGUUCAGCAUCAACAACUUCAUAACCAUCAUAAUAACCAACAUCAAGAGCAACUGCAACAACAGCCGCAAUCGAGAGCAGUUGGUAGAUUGGUUGGUGAAGAAUUUCUUAAAUGGCAACAAACAUGGAGAAAAAUUAUAAGCGAAUCAGCAGUCUAUUUCGAAGGUAUACAAGAAUGUAAUCGAAAACAAAUGUCUGACUAUAGAAGAGCAUCCACGUUAUUAAAACUGGUCGGAUGUGAAAUAGCUCCCUUUUAUGAUAAUAAUGUCACCAUUAUUGUUUCAAGACGUCCAUAUGAUUCUAAUAAAACUUAUCCAUCAAAUGAUAUAUUCUCAAAUGUUGCAAAUUUUAAAAUAAAGGUCUGGAAUUAUGAUAAAGUAUUCCGAUUCUUGGAAAAUUUGGGAAUUAAUAUAUCUACUGGAAUUGAUGAAUAUGCAAUUAAUACUCAAAAUAUUUUACCUGCUUCAUUAACUACUGAUCUGACAAAUAACAAAAAGAGUAAAGAUAAUUUACAUAAUUUAUUAAAAGAUGAAAAAAUCUUUGGAUCAACAGAUAGAGAUCCAAAUGCUAAACGUGAUGAUUUACAUUAUUUUGGAAAGAAUUAUUUAUAUGUCUAUGAUCUUUCUCAAAAAGUCCGUCCAAUCGCUAUUCGUGAAUGGAACGAUGAUUCAUAUACUACAUUAAAUAUGACUUUGGAUGGUAGAUGUCCAUUUGUAUCAGAUCCUUCAGAUGUUAAUUCUGAACGACAAAGAUUAAGAAGAAAAAGAAAAUUCGAGGCUUCUCAAGAAUAUAGAUCUUUGUUGAAAAAGGCAACGUAUAAUAUCAUGAAUAACAUCAAGAAUGGUGGAGUCUCAAUGACUGUCUCAGGCUUCAGUGGGACUAGUACCAGUACGGAUAAGGCCCAUGAAGAAGAUCAUAAUGCCACAGUUAUUCAAAAUUCAUCUAGUUCCAAAAAAUUGGAAACCAAAGAAGACGAAGAAGAACAAGAUGAUUCAACUGGAGGAGAAAUUAUACCUGAAGUGAUCACUUCCCAAUCUAGAUUCAUCCAACCUCAUAUUCCACGCUUAAUUAGAAAUUCAUCUUGCUUUCAAUCCAACACCAAACCAUUUGAUAUAUUUGCUGCAUCUGGAUAUAAUGGUGCUUCUAAUGCCGUUCCAUUCUCCUUGGAUUCUAAUCUCAAUAGUAAUGCCGCGGGUGGUAAUGGAUUAGGACCAAUGGUUUCACAAGUCCCAUCGAUCAAUUUGAAUAAUCUAAAGAGAAGAAUUAUUAUGAAGAAAAGAAAGACUUCUCCACUGGAAAAACAACAAAAAGAUAAUCAACGUGAAUUAAAUCCAGGAUAUUGUGAGAAUUGUCGUGUUAAAUAUGAUUGUUUUGAUGAUCAUAUCCUUAGUAAUAGACAUCGUAAUUUUGCUUGUGAUGAUGAUAAUUUUAAGGAUAUUGAUGAGUUGAUAGCUACUUUGAAUGAAAGUAAAUCCUUAGGUUACGUUACUUAUAAUGGGGAUUAA
This is a messenger RNA of Hemisphaericaspora subhashii, 2217 nucleotides long. RefSeq names its product protein serine/threonine kinase activating protein (gene DBF4). Bases 1 to 2217 code for a protein of 738 amino acids. The transcript has a single exon. Gene Ontology annotation, biological process: positive regulation of nuclear cell cycle DNA replication; regulation of cell cycle phase transition. Gene Ontology annotation, molecular function: zinc ion binding; nucleic acid binding; protein serine/threonine kinase activator activity. Lineage: Eukaryota; Fungi; Ascomycota; Pichiomycetes; Serinales; Debaryomycetaceae. Gene Ontology annotation, cellular component: Dbf4-dependent protein kinase complex; nucleus. The record is from RefSeq and is a predicted model, not a curated record.